AUGGACCAAAGGGUUUUUGCUUCUUCUAUGUUUCUAUCUUUGCUCAUCUUAAUCGUAUGGAACAACAACAUUGUUGUUGUUCCACAAGCAGAAGCUCGAGCGUUUUUUGUUUUUGGCGAUUCGUUAGUUGAUAAUGGCAACAAUAACUACCUACUCACCACUGCUCGUGCCGACGCGUACCCGUAUGGCAUUGACUAUCCCACUCACAGGGCAACUGGUCGUUUCUCCAAUGGUCUCAAUAUCCCGGACAUUAUCAGCGAGCGAAUUGGGUCAGAACCCACGUUGCCGUAUCUGAGUCCUGCGCUGGAUGGAGAGAGGUUACUCGUUGGUGCCAAUUUUGCUUCUGCUGGAAUAGGAAUUCUCAAUGACACUGGAAUCCAAUUUAUAAACAUAAUCCGAAUCAGCAGACAAUUACAGUUCUUUGAGCAGUAUCAACAAAGGGUGAGUGCACUGAUAGGAGCAGAACAGGCUCAACGACUUGUGAACCAGGCACUGGUCCUCAUAACCUUAGGUGGCAAUGAUUUUGUCAACAACUAUUUCCUGGUGCCAUUUUCUGCAAGAUCACGCCAAUUUGCACUCCCAGACUAUGUCGUAUACCUUAUUUCCGAGUAUCGAAAAAUUCUUCUGAGACUGUAUGAAUUGGGAGCAAGACGAGUUUUGGUGACAGGAACGGGGCCAUUGGGUUGUGUGCCUGCAGAACUAGCACAGCAUAGCAGAAAUGGGGAGUGUGCAGCAGAUCUGCAACAAGCUUCUGCUUUAUUCAAUCCGCAACUGGUCCAGUUGGUGAAUCAACUCAACUCUGAAAUUGGUUCAGUUAUCUUCAUUUCAGCUAAUGCUUUCGAAUCGAAUAUGGAUUUUAUCAGUAACCCACAAGCAUAUGGGUUCAUCACCUCAAAAGUUGCAUGCUGUGGUCAAGGACGUUUCAAUGGGAUUGGACUCUGCACUCCGGUGUCAAACCUGUGUCCAAACAGGGCAGUGUAUGCAUUUUGGGACCCCUUCCAUCCAAGUGAGAGAGCAAACAGAAUAAUCGUGGAAACAUUCAUGAUCGGAGACAACAAAUACAUGAACCCAAUGAAUCUCAGUACCAUCAUGCAUUUGGAUUCAAGGACCUAA
Molecule: messenger RNA, 1113 nt
Organism: Sphenostylis stenocarpa
Lineage: Eukaryota; Viridiplantae; Streptophyta; Magnoliopsida; Fabales; Fabaceae
Source: the annotation of a GenBank genome assembly